AUGUCUGAAGCCAGUAAUUUACAAGAACCAGAAAGUAACGUUAGAGCUUUGAAUAUAAAUGAGGUUGAAGAGGAUGAAGGAAACCGUGAGAUUUUUCUGAGUGUAUUUGUUCAACAAGGACAAAUUGGACUAAGUUAUUAUGACAGUUGCGAUUAUACGCUGCAUUUUAUGCCGGACACCAUGGACAACAGCGACCUCCAGCUGCUGGAUAGAGUUAUACAGGAGCUGAGUCCAAACGUCUUAAUAACAAGUGCAAAACAAGAACAGAGCUUGCUAGAAUUUAUCGAAAAGCUUGAAUUAAAUCCUGAAUAUAAGCCUGAAAUAGUCAUGUUUCCAAAUGCAAACUUUGGUCUGGAGAUCAGCAGACAGCGUCUCCUCUCAGCACACAUCCCAUCUCUCCCUCCCACCAUCACAGAGAGCGAGAAAAUCCCAUAUCUCUCCUCCUGCAUCCCAUUAGACUCAGUGCUGAUGAUGAGGUCAAUAGGAGGGCUGUUGAAAUGUCUGGAGAGGAGGAGAGUUAGCUUAGACAUGGAAGACAUGGGCGUCCCCAUAAUGCAGUUUCUGGCUUACACACUGAAAGAUGUUGUGUACAUCGACAAAGACACAUAUAGUGCACUCCAGAUCUUUAAGUCUGAGCUGCAUCCUUCCGUCUUUAAGCUCCAGUUAGGAGAGAAAGAAGGAUUGAGUCUUUAUGGUGUUCUGAAUUGCUGUCGGAGCAAGUUUGGCUCUCUGCUUUUACGGCAGUGGUUCCAUAGACCUACUCGAGAUCUAAACAUUCUGAAGAAGCGUCAGGAAGUGAUCCGUUUCUUCACAUCCCCUCGUAACUUUGCUGAUCUUAACACUUUGCAGAGUUCCCUACGGAAUAUCAAGAACAUCUCGACGCUACUGCAUAAAAUGUCUCUCGCUAACCCAAAGGUUGUUGUCUGGCAAAGUCUAUAUAAGACGGUGUACAAUGCAUUGUGCAUUAGGGACACCAUUCGCUCCAUGCCUCAGUCUAUCCAACUCUUCAGUGAAAUCAGUCAAAACUUCACUGAUGAUCUUUUCUACAUCGCUACAUACAUCAGCAAAGUGGUGGACUUUGAAGGAAGUGUAGCUGAGAACCGAUUUACUGUCAGGCCAAAUGUCGAUCCUGUUAUUGACGAGAAGAAAAGAAGGAUGAUGGGUCUCCCAGAUUUCCUGACAGACGUGGCUCGUGCUGAGCUGGAAAAACUGGACCCUCGCUUCUCCACCUGCAGCAUCAUCUACAUCCCUCUGAUUGGAUUUUUAUUGUCGGUGCCAAGAUUACCCACCAUGCUGGAUAAACAGAGCUUUGAGAUUGAGGGUCUUGAUUUCAUGUUCCUGUCAAAGGAUCAACUGCAUUACCGUAGCGCUCGAACCAAAGAGCUGGACAGCAUGCUGGGAGACCUGCAUUGUGACACCUUGGAUCUGGAGAUGGUGGUAAUGAGGAAGCUUCAGGCUUCAGUGCUUCAGCGGAGCCACUGUUUGUAUAAGGUCAUGUCUCUGUGUGCAGAGUUGGACUGUCUCAUUGCUUUGGCUCAGGCUUCUCUGGAUCACGGCUACUGCUGUCCAACCCUGACAUCAAACCACAGACUGGCCCUGAUUGAGUCACGCCAUCCUUUGCUGGAGCUGUGUACUCCAGUAUUUGUGUCAAACACCUACAUCAGCUCUGAAACUGAGGGCAAAGUUAAAGUUAUUACAGGACCAAAUUCCUCCGGCAAGAGCAUCUAUCUAAAACAGGUGGGACUGAUUGUGUUCAUGGCACUGAUUGGCUCAGAUGUUCCUGCUAAAGAGGCAGAGAUUGGGCUGGUGGAUGGAAUCUUCAGCCGCAUGCAUAGCCGGGAGUCUGUAUCAGUGGGUCUGAGCACCUUCAUGUUAGACUUAAACCAGAUGACAGGUUCCUUGAACCACAGCACUGGGGAUUCUCUUGUUCUAGUGGAUGAGUUUGGUAAAGGAACCAACACUGUGGAUGGAUUGGCUCUCCUGACUGCGAGUCUCAAUAACUGGAUGCGUCGUGGGCCUCAGUGUCCUCACUUACUUAUGUCGACAUGCUUCCACAGCCUCAUACAGCUGGGCUUGAUCUCUGAUUCUCCACUGCUGGAUUUACUGACUCUAGAGACAGCAAUAGAGGGAGAAGAGCUGGUGUUUUUGUACCAAGUGAAAAACGGCAUCUGCCAGUCGAGUUGUGCGGCUAAUAUCGCCACUCUGGCCGGCAUUUCUGACGACCUGGUCAAGAGAGGAGUGGAGGUGUCAGAGUUAUACAGAACAGGAAGAGCCAUCAGAAAGAUGAACAGCCCAUCCUUAGAUGAACAGUACAGCAGGUGUGUCGAGGUGGUUGAGAAAUUCCUCAGUAUUGAUCUGGAUGACCCUGAGCUGGAUCCCGAUUCUUACUUGAAAGAUGAGGUGCUCCCAACACUUGAAGAGGUGCUGUGAUAACAUCAAAGCUGUACUGUGGGACUGUGGGUUCAUUUUGUGGGAAUAUAGGAGAAGUUAAUUGUAUUUCAGGGUUUCAACCUUCACAAACGCAUUCAUUUAAACCUGAUGGUUUGAAUUAUAUAUGCUUACUCGUGUUCCUAAAUGGAAAUGUUUCAAAAUAUUUAAUGACUGUGGUAUUUGUUUAAUUUUUUUUAAAUUACUAAAUCUUGCAGUUUACAUGCCUUUUUGUCACAAAACCAUUUAUGCUUUGAGUCGGACAUGAAUUCCUCAGACUGAUCCAAACCAAUCUUUUUAGUGUUGUUGUGUGAUUCAAUAAAAUAAUCAGUUCGGAAUAUAAAUUUGUUCUUGAUUUCAACAUACUAGUCAUGCUAUAUGUUGGUUUUUGCAGCGUUUAGCAUUACUUUGUUGCAAACAGGCUUUUUUAUUUCAUUACCUUCUAUUAAUAGGAGCACUGCCACAGAAUGGUGGUGCAGAAAACACAGCAAUUAUUAACUCUCCAGGGGACUGACUUGAUUUUUAGAGGACUGUUAAUGAGUUUCCUUAAGUAAUCAGUUGUCACAGCAUUAGGAAGAAACAACAACUUGCUCAGAGUUUAUCAAAUCAAUUAAGUUCUCGAGCCAUCUGUCGUAAGACAACCAAAAAUAAAAAAUAUCUGCUCUGGUAGGAUUACCUUGUGUGGGAAACUGAGCAGAUAGAGAACGCCCACCACAAGGACCUUAAAUAACAACCACGUCCUUUAUUGCAUAAUCAGAAGCACUCAGUAGAGUGAAGUAGACCAGGCUUGUCAAAGGUAAAAAAUUAUAGUUAUAAUUUGAAUGUAUAUGCAUUUUUUUUAUAUUGCUUUAUAUUUUUUUUAUUUCAGUUACAGUUUUAGCAGUUUUACUAGAACUAAAACAUAUUUAUACAGUAAUUUUUCAUGCAAUAUUUGCAUUUUAAAUUAGCUUUAUUUUUAAUUAUGACUUGUUUGUUUUAGUUAAAAAAUAACACCACUGUAGAUUAGUGACACUUGUUGCUACAACAGACUUGAAAGAUGUGAAUUCAACAAGAACAAAAUCCAGAAAACAGUCAGAUUUGGCUUCAAAAGUUGUGUGUUAGAGAGUCUAUGGUGUAUUUGUCACUUUCAGCCCUGGAUAAUUUUGCACAAAUUAAUUCAAUCCAUCUAUUCAGCUUUCUUAGGUCCACUCAACUAUGCCUAGCAACGGUUCUAUUGUGAUGAGUUAUGUGCUGAAGUUAAUGUAUGUUCACAAGUAAUAGUUGUUAUGCCAUAAUGAAUAAAUAUACUGUCUGCUUGUGCCGUUAA
This is a messenger RNA of Carassius gibelio (silver crucian carp), 3733 nucleotides long. It is a transcript of the gene msh5, whose product is annotated as mutS homolog 5. NCBI's taxonomy places the organism in Eukaryota, Metazoa, Chordata, Actinopteri, Cypriniformes, Cyprinidae. Gene Ontology annotation, molecular function: mismatched DNA binding; ATP binding; ATP-dependent DNA damage sensor activity. Gene Ontology annotation, cellular component: nucleus. Gene Ontology annotation, biological process: chiasma assembly; mismatch repair. The transcript has 24 exons. The coding region runs from base 1 to 2430 and encodes 809 amino acids. The record is from RefSeq and is a predicted model, not a curated record.